CUAAUGGUUCUCAGUUUGGCUGUGGCACCUGCUCAGUGAAAACAAAAUGUGACGUGGCUAAUCUUUGUGGACAAAAAGAAGGAGGAAAAACUGACUCAUUAAACUGUUUACUGGGAAACGAAAAGGCGUUUAACGUGAAGAAACGUACGUGCAAACCGGAAUAAAGAAAACAAACCUCUCGUGUUGUUGAUUUUGGGAAGGAAACUGUUAGCAGGCUGGGGUGACGUCAACUUUAACUGCUAGCAUCAAGACUUUGACAGGAGAAAAGGCAUGUACUAAGACAUCAAGAUGUCAGACAGCGAAACUACAGCGGCGGAGGUUCCAGAGGUGGCACCAGAGACUCGAGAUGCCUCUCCUGCAGAGACGCCCGGCAGCUCCUUGCCGACCACGCCGGACAACUCGACUGACGUGGCGCCGACGAGGAAAGCCAGGAGGAGACCGGACGUCGCGCCUGCAGCCGAAGCUGAGGAGACGCCCAAAGUAGAGGAGAAACCAGCAAAGGCGCCGACCCCCAGUGAGUCCACUGUGUCUCAGGGAGGUUGGGGAUACUGGGGCAGCUGGGGCAAAUCCAUUCUAUCCACAGCAACAGCUACUGUGGCCACUGUGGGCCAAGGGCUCACUCAGGUGAUAGAGAAGGCAGAGACAUCGCUGGGAAUCCCCAGUCCGACCGAACUGUCGGCCCAAGUGGAGGAAGAGCAGAAAGAGCAAGGUGAAUCCAGCAGUGAGACGGACAGAGCGCCACACGAAGGAUCGGCGGCACCGUCGGGAAGUGCGAUGGGCAUGCUGUCGUCGCUCACCAGCGUCGUCCAGAGCACAGGUAAAACGAUGAUCACAGGAGGUCUGGACGCUUUGGAGUUCAUCGGAAAGAAGACGAUGGACGUGAUAGCAGAAGGCGAUCCAGGCUUUAAGAAGACCAAAGGACUGAUGAACAGGAACUCCACUCUGUCUCAGGUGUUGAGGGAGGCUAAGGAGCGCGAGGAGCUGCAGACAGCCGAAAAAGAGUCUUCAGAUUCCCACAAGAAGGCGGACGCUCACUACGGGAUGCUGUUCGAUGAGUUUCAGGGCCUUUCACACCUCGAAGCGCUGGAGAUUCUGUCUCGAGACAGCGAGGCCAAGGUGAAGUCAGUGCUGACCACUCUAUCAGGAGAAGAGCUGCUUCAGCUCCGAGAAGAGCUGGAUCUUAUUAAGGACUCUUUCUCCCUGGUGGAGUUUGAUGAUGAGGACGUGGAUGAGAAGAAAGACGAGGAUGGCUCAGAGUUUGAGAGGGAGUUGACGGAGGCAUUGGAGGGUCUCAGUGUCACCGCCACGGCUGACAAACUCAGCAAGGCUUGUAGGAGCACCUGCAGCCAGAUCACUGACAUGAGCCGACCACAGGAGGAAGAGGAAGAGAGCGCAGACAAUGUCAAGAAAACCCUUACUGUAGAGGAGGUUCAUGCCGCAGCCAUCAGGAGUCUGGCGGAGCUGACGGCUCGAUCCAUCGAGCUUUUCCACAAACUGGCCGAGAUGAUCCUCUUCUCCAACAACGGCAGCACAGAGGCCAGCCUCCUCUCCCAGUUAACUGUCGUCCUGUGUAAAGAACUCUCACUCCUUUCCAAGAAGUUCACCUCCUGCUUAACGACGGUGGGGUCAAACGAGAAGGGAGAUGUCCUCAACCCGCUGAUAACAGGAGUCUUUUUAGAGGCGUCCAACAGUGCGUCUUACAUCCAGGAUGCUUUCCAGCUGCUGAUGCCCAUCCUGGAGAUCUCCCACAUCCAGAGGAGAGCUGAAUCCACCGAGCAGUGACCAGCUGGCUUCCCCUCUUCUCCCCCGCCCCCCUCCCUAUAUUGCUGCCAUGACGCUGGGACUCUGUCACAGCAGAGAACAGACACAUCUUUAAAACUUGUUUCUUUCUCGGUUUAAAUCGUCUGCGGCGGCUCUUUUACUACGUCUAGUUUUCAGCUCAGGACUAAAAUCAACUUCACACCUGUGAGGAAAAGUGCAUUUUUGUGAAACAGUGUUAACGUUUGUUGCUCGUUAUAACUGUUCAGCACAGUCGAUGGACUCAGUGUGUCGAGGAGGUCUGGAUCUACCAGCUGGGGUCAGCCCUAUGUUCCCACAGUCCUAUGUUCCCACAUUUCUUAGAUUGUUCUUAAAAUUAGGCCCUAUGU
Molecule: messenger RNA, 2147 nt
Organism: Perca flavescens (yellow perch)
Lineage: Eukaryota; Metazoa; Chordata; Actinopteri; Perciformes; Percidae
Gene: fam114a2
Product: family with sequence similarity 114 member A2
Exons: 14
Coding region: 289-1782 (497 amino acids)
Source: RefSeq, a predicted model, not a curated record